CUGGAAUUCCCCAGCACACCACCCUGGCUGCCUCUGCAAACGCAAUCCUCUGCAAGCCUGAAAAUCACGGCCACAGGGAGGGAGGUGCACAUUUGUUAAUUUGGGGGGCACGUGACGGGGGCCAGCAGGAUGCCAGCGUGGCUGGCCUCUGACACAGCGCGGUCCUUUUAACUCUGGUGGCGACAGAGCCACCAGCACCGCCACCAGCCCGGCCGGACGCGCCCGUGGGCUCUGCCUGGCACAAGAUGUGGCUGUUUAUUGCCGUCCUGCUUUUCACACAAGCACCCACCAGCUCCGAAGGUGCCACGGAGCAGAAAAAGGCUCUGAACCCCGAGGCUCUCAUGAACGUUAGCCAAAUCAUCUGCCACAGAGGGUACCCCAGCGAGGAGUAUGAAGUCCUGACCCAAGACGGCUAUUAUAUCCGGCUGAACAGAAUUCCUCACGGAAGAGGAAAGCCUAAGGACAGAGGGRCCAAGCCAGCCGUGUUUCUGCAGCACGGGAUAUUCGGGGAAGGCAGCCACUGGGUGGAGAACCUGGCCAACAACAGCCUGGGCUUCAUCCUGGCAGACUCUGGCUACGACGUGUGGAUMGGGAACAGCCGGGGGACGCGCUGGUCCCGGCGACACCAGCACCUUUCAGCCGACCAGGUGGAAUUCUGGGAUUUCAGCUUCCAUGAGAUGGCCAUGUACGACCUCCCGGCCGCCAUCGACUUUGUGCUGCAGAAAACAGGGCAGAAGCAGCUCCACUACGUUGGCCACUCCCAGGGCUGCACCAUCGCGUUUAUUGCGUUUUCAUCCAUGCCUGAACUGGCUCAGMAGGUCAAAAUGUUUUUUGCCCUGGGUCCAGUAGUGUCAACCAAGCACGCCAGGAGUCCCAUCCUGAAGAUGUCCUGCCUUCUGGACAAGAAUCUCAAGAUCAUUCCGCUGCUGCUGGGCAGGACGGACGCGACGCUGCACAUGAGGAAGCUGUGGAGGUUCCUGCCGGAGCUGUGCAGGCACAGGCUGCUGCACAGGCCCUGUGCCAACCUCUUCUUCCUGCUGGGCGGCCACAACGAGAAGAACCUCAACAUGACCCGGCUGGACGUGUACACAUCCCACUAUCCCGAUGGCACCUCUGUCAAAAACGUCAUCCACUGGGCCCAGGUGGUGAAAUCAGGAGAAUUCAAGGCCUUUGACUACGGCAGCGAGAACCCGUUCGUGUACCUCCAGGACACACCACCCCUGUACCGCGUGGAGGACAUGCCGGUGCCCACAGCCGUGUGGUCCGGAGGGGAGGACUGGGCAGCGGACUGGAGGGAYGUCCGGCAGCUGCUGCCCCGCAUCGCCCAUCUCGUCAGCUACACCCACAUCCCCGACUGGAACCACUGGGAUUUCAUCUGGGGCCUGGACGCCCCCCGGCGCCUCUACAGCAGCAUCCUGCAGCUGAUGGAGGGGUCCCGCUAGGGCAGCAGCUGCCAGAGGAGUCUGUCCCUGUCCCGCAGMUGGGACAGCCCGAGGAGGGUGUGGCACACUCCCUGCUGUCCCCUCCUCCCUGCUGGCCUGACACGCUUGUGGUGAUGGGGCUUCUCAUGCAUCCCUUGGGUGUUGGGGUCUGUCCUCCACGCUUGGGAGCUCCUCAAGGAGUGGCACAGGGUCAGCCAAGGCUCUGGGGCAGGCAGGAGCCACCAGCCCUGCCAGGAGGGCCCCAAGAGAUGGUGCAGAUCCAGGGGCACACAGGGACCCUGCCAGGACCCCACAGUGGCUGCUCAAUGGGUUGUGGAUUAGAGAGCCAACCCAUAAGGAGGAUGAGUCUGGCUGUGGGGGGACAGGCUGAGAGCAGCCCCCAGCCAUGGCACUGAAAGGGACGRAGGGAGGGGAUGGAUGAGGCCAGACCUUUCUUAGCAGCAGCAACAGGUGAUGCAACGACGGCUUCUGGCCCCAGACUGCAGCCCAGCAGGGCUCAGGUUGGAUUUGGAGAAUCCGUUUUCCCCAAGACAAGUCCUCAAGGAAGUGGAAGGUCUCCAUCUGGACCAAACCAGGCAUUUGCCUCCAUCGUUUGGUGCCGGAGGGUGCCCAGGAACGGCUGCUUGGCUCAGCACCAACACUGGGGAAUGAUCAUCCCUCAUCCCUGCRAGCUGGUGACCCCAAAUACCCUGGGCUAGGUAGCAGGGCUGCCAUCCCCCCAGGAAGCUGCUGCAAGGCUGAUGUCCCCAGCCAGUCCCACCCUGCUGCUCGCUGCAAACCCGGAGGCGGGGAAAAUCUCUCCAAAAUAAAUGCUCAAARGGGAUUUCAGGAGCCUGUGUUCUGACACCCCCAGCUCUUUCUUGCACCUGAAUAUUUGCCAGGGAGCUGCCAGGGCCAGCAGGRACACAGUAACCCCAAAGGCAGCUCUCCGACGGUGCCGGCUGGGAGCAUCCCAGUACAUCCCAGUACCCUGCUCCACCCCUGGGCAUGCGGCAGGAACAUUCUCUGGCAAAAAAAAAA
This is a messenger RNA of Malurus melanocephalus (red-backed fairy wren), 2462 nucleotides long. RefSeq names its product lysosomal acid lipase/cholesteryl ester hydrolase-like. The record is from RefSeq and is a predicted model, not a curated record. The transcript has 10 exons. Lineage: Eukaryota; Metazoa; Chordata; Aves; Passeriformes; Maluridae. Gene Ontology annotation, molecular function: hydrolase activity, acting on ester bonds. The coding region runs from base 246 to 1442 and encodes 398 amino acids.